AUGUAUGGUGAUAAAUUAAGUAUAGCUUGUUAUGGUGAUAAUAAACUAUUAAGCAAAUUAAAUUAUUUUUUAAAAGUUGAUGUAUAUGAUUUAUCAGAUAUAAAAUUAGAUGAGAGGAUUAAGAACUUACGUAUUAAUUUAAGAUAUAUAUUUUAUAAUAAUCCGAUAUCAGAAUAUUUUAAAAAUGAAGAAAGUUUAUUAUCAGAAAGGUCCUUGAUAUAUAUAUAUUUUUUAAGUUUAAAUAAUAUAGAUGAAUAUAAGAAUGAAAAAGAAUAUAUUUUGAAUAGAUGUCGAGAAUCACUUAAUGAUGAAAAUGAAGAAUUUAUUAUAAUAUAUGCAUAUAAUAUAGAUGAUAAUUUAAACGAAUUAAAAAAUAUAAAAAAGAUUAAAUCAGAUUUUAGUCAUAAUAUUUUAAAAAAUAUUAAAAUUUUAAGUUUACCUAUUUUAGAAGAUGCAAAUUAUUAUACAAAUAAAAAGAUUAGUGAAUUAUAUGAAAAUUUCCAGACACGUUAUUGUGAUAUUUUAAAAAUAUGUAUUGAAAAAAAAUAUAACUUAAUAAAAAAUGGAUAUAAUAAAUGCUUAGCUAAUUUUUUAACUUGUACUGAUAUAAAAAAAAAAACUACAACUGAUAAAAAAAAAAAUAAUCAUGUUUUUAAAUUGGUUGAUAUAUAUGAUCAGAACAAAAAAGAGGAAGAAAAUAAAAAUAUGUCUACAAAUAUUGAUAUGAAUAAUAUAAAUUGUAAUAAUAGUAUUAUAAAUGAUAAUAUUGAUAAUAAUAUAAAUAAAACAAAUGAGAAAAUAACAAAUAAUAUUUUUGAAGGAUCAAAUGAAUUUAUUGAUUUUUAUAAGAAACAUAAUGUAUUUUCAUUUUGUGAUGAAUAUAUAGAUAUUCAUUUUUUUUUAUAUCAAAAUAAUAUGUGUUCAUAUAUUAAUAGUUUACAAUUUAAUACUGAUUUUGAUGAACAGUUAUAUAUAGAUAUGUAUGAUAAUUUUUUAUCAGUUUUUAUGUGGAAUGAAAAUUUAUGCUUAUUAUAUAUAAAAUUAAAUUUAUAUAAAAAAAGUUAUAUAUUAUAUAGUAAUAUAAAUAAAUUAUUUAUGAAAUAUCUCAAUGUAUAUAUUAAAAAAAAAAAAUGUAUUAUUCAUUCAUCAUUAUUAUUUGAAAAAAAUUAUCUUACAAUAGCUAGAUAUAUUAGAGAAAAACAUAUAUGCUCAUUACAUUUAUUAGAAUAUAUAUUUUUUAAAAAAAUUACCAUAUUAUUAUUCUUAAAUAAAUUUUCUUAUAUAUCCAGUAAAGCUUUAAAAUUUUCUCAAUUCUUUUAUAUUAAUAAAAUAUUUAUAUUUAUGCAUAAUUUUAAUCGUUUCAAAAAUAAUAUUCUAAGAAAUUCAAAUGAUAUUAAUUAUUUAAGAACUAUUCAAAAGAAGAUUAUCAAAUAUAAAAAAAAAGUUGAUAAGAGACAAUCAAAUCAUCAAACGAAUCAGAAGGCAUAUGUACACAUGUCAGAAAAAAAUAAAUAUAUCACAGACAAUAAAUCGAAUAACCAUGUUAAAAAUAUAUCAGACGACGAGAGCUAUUCAAAUUGUAGUGCAAUGCAUCCUAGACCUACAACUAAAAUAAUAAGUGAUAUGGAUGAAGUAUUUAUAAAUAGUAACAGUAUGGAUAAUGUAAUUGAUGAAGACGAGGAAAUUUAUGAAGACCAAAAUAAAAAAACACAUACAAAUAUAAAUAUAAAUAAUAUUAAGGAUGACCAUAUUUGUGAUAAUAAUAAUAAUAAUAAUCCCAUUGGAGAACAAAAGGAUGAACAUCAUACAAAUAAUCCACAAACAAGUAUUAGACAAUAUUCCAAUAUUAAGGAAAAAAAAAAAAAUUAUAAAAAUCAUGAACAUAUCAAAUAUGAUAAUUAUAACAACAACAAAAAAAAAGAACAAUACAAUAAUUACGAUUUAAAUAUAUUCAAAAGUGAUGAAGAGAAAAUAUAUUUUCUAUUACAUUGCUGUUUUAUGAAUAAAGAAAAUUAUUUUGCCAUAUAUUUUUACAAUUUAGCUAAUUUGAUUAAAUUUUUAUUUGAAAGAAGAGGAUAUUUCUUGUAUCAAGAAGGAUAUAUGAAAAAAAUUAAUAGUGACAAGAAUAUAAAAAAAAAUUUAAAUUUUAGUAAAUAUUUAUCAUUACAAAAAAAUAUUAUGAAAUUAGGUUAUAAAAAUAAUUUUACAACAAAAAAAAAGAAAUCAAAAAAAAGUCUUAAAAUAAAAUCAAAAAGAAAUAGUUCUAUAGACGAAUCUUAUUCAUCUCAGAUUUCUUCAACCAUAUCAGAUAUAUCAGAUAUAAAAAAUACUUAUAAAUAUUUUUGGUAUAAUGAUUUUUGUAUAAAUGUAUCAAACAUAUUUAAACUUUCGUUUGUUAUCUUAAAAAAUAUUUUAAAUAUUUAUCAUACUUAUCAUAGUAUUUUUGAUAAUAUGGAUAUGAAAAACAGAUUAUACUUUUUUAAUUUGUUCAUAAAUUAUUUAGAAGAAAAAAGAUUUGAAAAAAAUUUGGACAAAGCAGAUCUGGAAGACAAUAGGUAUAUUAAUAAUAUCAAAGGUUUUAAUGAUCAUACAAUGAACAACAACAAUAAUAAUAAUAUUAAUAAUAAUAAUAAUAAUAAUAAUAAUAAUUAUAUGGAUGAUAAUAUUAUAAAUGAUAAUAAUAUUAUAAAUGAUCACAUUACAAAUGAUAAUAUUAUAAAUGAUAAUAAUAUGAAUUUAAAUAUCAGUUAUAAUAAUAUUAAUAAAGAUAUAAAUAGUGACCCUAAUAAUAUUAUUAAAAAAGAAAAUAUCUAUCAAAGCUUUCCAAUUUAUCAAAUAAAAAAUUUUUCAAAAGAUAAUGAAAAGAAAAAAAAUUCUCUAUUAUUAAAUAUUAUGAAUAAAAUUAUAAAUCUAUGUCAUAGGAAAUAUAAUAAUGUAUCAAUAAUAAAUAAAUUCUUUUUAGCUAUAUUAUUAUAUGAAAACAAAUUUUAUAAAAAAUCUAUGAAGUUAAUUAAAAAAAUUAUCAAACGAUCAGAUUAUGAUUUCUUAACUAUAUUAUGCAUGCAACUAUUAUUAUAUCAUAAAGUAAACAAUAAAUUUUAUCAUCUCUGUUCUUCUUUCUUUUUAUCAAACAAGUAUAUCAAAAUUAUGCCUUUUAAAAAUAUGAACAUUAAUUUUACAUCUUUUUAUAAUUUCCAAUAUCAUUUAUUUUCAUUGAAUAAUAAUCAUUCAAUCCUUAAUUUAGAACAAAAAAAGAAUUAUGACACACAUUUUUAUGAUGCUUUAAAAAAUAAGGUAAUAUACUUAUUAGAUGAUUUAUUAAAUAUUCAAAUAGAUGAAAAUAAUAAGAAUAAUAAAAAUGAUGAACAAAUUAAAAAUGACACAAUGUCAGAAGGAAAUGAAAUAUAUGAAAAUAGACAUACGCAAAAUGAAAUAAAAAAAUCAGAAAAUAUAAAUUCAUAUAAUUCGUCUCAUAUUUAUAAUAUUGAUCCGAAAAUUUUAUCAUCUAUUAAUAAGAACAAAUUAAUAAAAAUGAAAACAGAAAAAUUUUGUGAGGAAAACUAUUUUUUUCAUAUUAAUAAAUAUUUUUUAAAAAGUUUGAAAAAAUAUAAUUUCCAUAUUUCAAAAAAUCAAAAAAAUAAUCAUAUAUAUAUCCCAAAAACAAAUAUUAAAAUAUUAAUUCAAUCGAAUUAUAACUUGUAUAUGUUUAUGUCAAAUAUGAUUUUUGAUAAUGUAGAUGAUAAAGAAGAAAAAGAUGAAAGUAAUAUGAGUGAAAAUAUACAUGAUAAUAGUUCAUAUGAUAACAAUAAUAACCAUAACAAUUGUAAUAAUAAUAAUAAUAAUAAUAAUAACUAUCAUAUAAGUGGUGAGAAUAAAAUAUUUAAUAAAAAUAUUGAACACAUAGAAUUAUUACUUAAUUUUAAAUUAAAAAAAAAAAUAGAUAAUCAAUGUUAUAUUGGAAACAUAAAGAAAAACAAAAAAAAAAAUCAUUACAAAAAUGAUACCAAGAGACUUAAAAAAUUAUGUGUACAGUAUGAAGAAAAAUUAGAUUUAUUUAUUUAUUCUGCAUUUACUCAAAAUGUAUAUAUUGAUGAAAUUAUUUUACAAUUAUCAAAUGAAAAAGAAAAUAAAAAUAAAAAUAAAAAAAUCUUGUAUGUUCAUUUCAAAAAACAAAAUGAUGAUUAUAAUAAAUAUAUUAUAAAAGAAGGUUUGAAUCAUAUUAAAUUAAAUAUUAUUAACCUUUUGGAAUCAAAAAAAAUAAGUUGGAAACAUUUUUAUUAUAAAGUGAAAUAUGUCUUUCUUGUUAUUAAUAAUUUUGCUUUGUAUCAUAAAAUAGGUGUUAUUCCUAAUAAAAAUUUAAUUCAACCAUUUAUAAAGUCAUAUAGCAAAUUUAUAACAUCAAAUUUUAUAGUAAUCGAUCAGAACAAAAAUAAUAAGAAUAAUAUAAUUAAUACUACUACUCUUGGUAGUAAUCAAUCUAUAUAUAGUAAUUUUUUUAUUGAUCAAUUAUUAAGUCCAUUAUAUAUUAAAAUUGAAACAUUGAAUUCUUUAUUGAAUUGUAAUAUGUUAGCUUCUUUUCUAAACAGCACAUCAUUAAUUUAUGAUAACAUGAAUUAUAUCAAACUGGUUAUUAAUAAUAAUUACAAUAAUUACGACAAUUACAAUAGUAAUUACAAUAAUAAUUAUUAUAAUAAUAAUUUUUAUCAGAAUCAACUUUUAUUUUCAAACAUACAUAUGUAUGAUACAACAUAUGAAGAUCAUAAAUUUAUUCCCAAUGAUUUUUUUAAAAAAAAUAUUCACGUUUUGAUUAAUAAAAUGGAUCAAGAUCCAAAUUAUUAUAAGAAUGAAUUUUUCACAUCAACAGAUUCAAUUCUUUUUUAUGUCGAAAAAAAUGAAGAAGACAAUAUAUGUAUUGAUCAAAUUAAAAUAUUAGAUGAAGAUGAUAUUAAUCAUUUGAAUGAAAAAAAUAAUAACGUUCAGGGUGUAGCAAAAAUUUCGAAUAAUAAUUAUAAUAAUCAUAUUGACCACUCAAAUUAUUUUCUUUGGAAUAAUCAACCAUUUUUUAAUGAAAAUAAACAUUUAUUAAAUCAUAAAAAUUUUGAAAAAGUUUAUGCUAUAAUAUCAUUUAUGCCAACUAAAAAAAAAAUUAAUAAUUAUAAUGUUCAUAAUUAUUUAGGACAACAUACAAACAUUGAUCAUUUAACUAGUACACAUGAACAAAUAAAUGAUAAUUCAACAGAUAAACAAAAUAACAAUAAUAUUUCUCCUUUACAUACAAAUCAUAAUAACAUUAAUUAUUUAUAUGGUAUUCCAAAUUUAUGUUAUGAUAAAAUAACCAUAAAAUGCAUAAUAAACAUAAACUUAUCUAAUAUAAAAAGAAAAGUAAGAAAAACGGAUACACUUAAAUUAUUAAACGUUCAUUUUAUGGGGGAAAUGAUAUUUGAUCAUUUUAAUAAACAUUAUGAUGAUAAACAAGAACGUGAAGAUUUAAAUGAACAUAUAAAUGGACAUAUAAAUGAACAUAUAAAUGGACAUACAAAUGGACAUAUAAAUGAAUAUAUAAAUAAACAUAUAUAUGAAGAUAAUAUAUCAAGUGAAUUCCAUUUAAAUAAUCAAAUAUUUUUAGAAAAAACGUUUAAUGUUGUUAAUAUUUUUCAUGAUCAAAUUAAUACAUAUCGAUCAACCAACGGAAUGAUGUAUGAAUUAGUUAUGAAAUUACAUAAUGAUAAUUAUCCUAUAUAUUUAAAAAACUUACAUAUUUCUAUUUUAAAAAAUUUAAAUACACAUAUAAAAAAUACCAAAAUUUUUUUUUUAAGCCAAAAUAAUGAUGAAAAAAAAUAUCAAACCACAUAUUCUAUUGAAAACGAAAAAAUGGAUAUAGAACAUUCAGAUGAAAGUAAUUUUACCUUAUGUAGUGAAAUUAAAAAUAAGGAAAAAGUUAUUUCUUUUGAAAAUCAAGAUAAUUCAUUUGUUGAACAAGAUAAUAAUUAUUUCAUUGAUCAAGUUCAUAUUAAUACAGUUCUUAAAGGAGGAGCAAGUAUUUUCUUCUUAUUUGAAGUAUAUUAUAAUAAUGAUAUACAAAAUAAUAAUACAUCAAUAAAUUAUAGAGAUUAUCAAAAUACAAUAGGUAAUAUACAUAUAACAUAUGUAUAUAAAAAUCAAACCAUUUUAAAAUUUUUGGAAAAAGAAACAAUUAAAGAAUAUAUGUAUAAAUUUCAUACAUUAAUUCCUCAAUUUUUAUUACCAAUUAAUGUAUCUUAUAAUAUACCAAAAACAGGAAUGCUUCAUUCCAAUAUAAAUAUUAAUAUAAAUAUAUCUAAUAAUAUCAAUGAAGAUAUAUAUAUGAAAUAUUAUAUAUCCACACAUAAUAAUCAAGUGCAUAAUACAGAAAACCAAUAUAACUGGCUCAUAAAUGGAUUUCAAAAAAAAAUUAUUCUUAUAUCAAAAAAUUCUUCUCAUAAUAUCAAUUUAAUAAUGACACCCUUAAAAGUAGGUUUAAUUAAUUUCCCUCCUAUUUCUUAUUUUUUAAAUAUUAAUAACAACUGGAUAGAUAUUACAAAAAUAUUGAAUAAAAGUGAAAAUUUUCAAGUCAUAGUUUCACCUUCCCUUCAGUUUACUCCAAAGGUAUGGCAAAUAAUGUAA
Messenger RNA from Plasmodium adleri (nom. inval.), 6642 nucleotides. RefSeq names its product conserved Plasmodium protein, unknown function. Lineage: Eukaryota; Apicomplexa; Aconoidasida; Haemosporida; Plasmodiidae. The coding region runs from base 1 to 6642 and encodes 2213 amino acids. The transcript has a single exon. The record is from RefSeq and is a predicted model, not a curated record.